Aplosporella prunicola CBS 121167 is the source of this 786-nucleotide messenger RNA. RefSeq lists its product as uncharacterized. Bases 1 to 786 code for a protein of 261 amino acids. The transcript has a single exon. NCBI's taxonomy places the organism in Eukaryota, Fungi, Ascomycota, Dothideomycetes, Botryosphaeriales, Aplosporellaceae. The record is from RefSeq and is a predicted model, not a curated record.
AUGGGCGAGCUAAAGCACCUCGCCCGGCGCCACCAAUCCAAGACGCCUUCAGACUCCAUCUCAAAGCUGCUGAAGCGUGCCUCGCUCAACGACGAGCAUGCCACCACCGCCGCCACCACCACCAGCACUACCAGCACAGCACGCGAGCCCUCCUUCCUCCGGCGCUCUGCCCCUGCCCUCGCCGCCCUCCGGGCUCUCCACCCCCAAGGCAUCCUCCUCCUCCUGACGCCCGCCGUGCCACCCCUCUCCUCCUCCUCCUCCUCCUCCUCCUCCUCCACCACCAGCAGUGGGAGCACGAGCAAGCAACAGCAAAAUGAACCAAUGGACCCCUUCGAGCCGCUCGGCCGUGCCCUAAGCCGGUACCAUCGCCGCAUCCGGCACGUGCCGUACGUGCCCACCGUGGGGCUCACCGAGACGCACCUGGCAUUCCUAGCGCACGCAGCAGCAGUGGUGCUGGUGGUGAGCGCCGCACGCUCGGGCCCACGCUUCGCCGAGGCCGUGCUCGACGUCGCACGUCUCGAAAAGGACGUCCCGGCCGCGCUGGUCGUGGUGCGGGACGAUCUCGGGCGAGCGUACGACUGUGAUGAUGAUGACGACGACGACGACGAGGGUGACGACGGCGAGGAGGGCGACGUCGAGGGCGACGGCGGAGGCGGCCACGCGUUGUGGAUGGGCCGUCAGGCUGGGGCUGUGAGAGGCGUCGACGUCGUGGUGGGCACGGCCAGCUAUGCGCCGGGCCCGCUGGCUAGGGUGGCCGACAUGGUGUUUGGCGGCGGCGGCGCGUGA